This is a messenger RNA of Plutella xylostella (diamondback moth), 7064 nucleotides long. The record is from RefSeq and is a predicted model, not a curated record. NCBI's taxonomy places the organism in Eukaryota, Metazoa, Arthropoda, Insecta, Lepidoptera, Plutellidae.
AUUUAUUUCUUCACAUUUUCGCGGCAAAAUUCAGUAUUUCACAAAUUGACAGGUCAAGAAAAAUAUCAACAAAUUUUGUGUUUCGGCCUAUUUAAUUUCGAUUUAUGCUACGAUGGUCUAUCAAAAUACAGGCAAAUAUAGAGCUGAUAGAAAUGAAUCGUCAAAAAAAGAUGCUGGUACAUCCUCAGGUCCAAGGGAAGAUUCAUCUGAAUCUCGAAUAAGAAAUGCUAUGGAAAAUGACAGAAUUGAUUUGAAAUAUGGAUUCGAGCGAGUUCGCGAUGCUAAAGAGAGGACGGGUUAUUUGAUUAACAUGCAUACGGCGGAGGUCCUGGACGAAGACAAGCGGCUCGUAGCCGCCAUGGACUACUACUUCAUAGAGAUGGACGGCUCCAGGUUCAAGGUGUCACUGACCUUCCAACCGUACUUCCUGCUGCAUGCGCGCCGUGAGUGCCAGCAGGAGGUCAUACAGUACUUGUCUAAGAAGUUUGCGGGCUCUAUACACAAGAUUGAAGUUAUUGAGAAGGAGGAUUUGGAGCUGCUGAACCACCUGUCAGGCCUCAAGCAGAGCUACAUAAAGCUCUCAUUCAUGUCUCAGAACGACAUGAUGAAGGUCCGCAGAGAGAUCCUCACCGCCGUCAACAAGAACAAGGAGAGAGAGAAGAAAGAUGCCAUCUAUGCGGAGAUGUUGACCAACGCGCUGACCAGUGCCGCAGCUAUAGAACAUGCGAAGAAAACCACAGACCAUAUGGAGAAUAUUUUGGAUAUACGGGAACACGACGUCCCCUACCACGUAAGAGUAUCAAUAGACGUCGGCAUAUUCUGUGGCACAUGGUACACAGUCAAAAGCCGAGGCACAGAAACCCCUAUCUUCACCAAACGCGAGGACAUACUUGAAAGACCCGACCCAAUAGUCCUGGCCUUCGAUAUAGAAACCACUAAACUACCGCUAAAGUUCCCAGACUCCCAGACAGAUCAGAUCAUGAUGAUCUCGUACAUGAUAGAUGCACAAGGGUACCUGAUUACGAAUAGAGAGAUCAUUUCUGUGGAUGUUGAGGAUUUUGAGUACACACCCAAACCUGAGUUUGAAGGGAAUUUCAUAAUAUUUAAUGAAGCAAACGAACUUGGGGUUAUAAGGAAAUUCUUUGAACACAUAAUGGAUGUCAAGCCUCACAUAUUUGUCACCUACAACGGCGACUUCUUCGACUGGCCGUUCGUGGAGGCGCGCGCGGCGAUCCUCGGCGUGGACAUGAAGCAGGAGAUCGGGUUCAGCAAGCAGCCCGCGCGCGACGGCACCUACGCCUGCCGCGCCGCCAUGCAUAUGGAUUGUCUAUGCUGGGUGAAGCGAGACUCGUACCUGCCCGUGGGGUCUCAGGGUCUGAAGGCGGUGGCGAAGGCGAAGCUGCGCUACGACCCCGUCGAGCUGGACCCCGAGGACAUGUGCCGCAUGGCCGCUGAGCAGCCGCAGGUCCUGUCGAACUACUCGGUGUCGGACGCGGUGGCCACAUACUACCUGUACAUGAAGUACGUGCACCCGUUCAUUUUCGCGCUCUGCACCAUCAUCCCGCUUGAGCCAGAUGAGGUGCUCCGCAAAGGCUCAGGCACGCUCUGCGAGUGCCUGCUCAUGGUGCAGGCGUUCCUCGCGCGCGUCGUGUUCCCCAACAAGCAGGCGGACGAGCUCAACAAGCUCACCGGCGACGGACACGUGCUGGACGCCGAGACCUACGUGGGCGGCCACGUCGAGGCGCUCGAGUCAGGUGUGUUCCGAGCAGACAUAAAGUGCAAGUUCAAAAUAGUCCCGUCAGCCAUAGACAAACUCAUAGAGACCACAGAAAAGACCAUGAAACAUGCCAUAGAAGUUGAAGAGGGGAUUCCUCUAGAAUUAGUCACGAACUUUGAGGAAGUUUGUGCGGAAAUUAAAGCGAAGUUGCAGCAUUUGAAAGACCACCCAAGAAGAGAUGAGAACCCUUUGAUAUACCAUUUGGAUGUUGGUGCUAUGUACCCGAAUAUUAUUUUGACUAACAGGUUGCAACCGUCAGCGAUGGUGAACGCGAGCACUUGCGCCGUCUGUGACUACAACAAGCCCGGCGCGACCUGCCAGAGACACAUGGAGUGGAUGUGGAGAGGGGAUUACUUGCCAGCGACCCGUAGCGAAUACCAGCGCAUUCAGCAGCAGCUAGAGACGGAGAAGUUCCCGCCGCUGCACCCGGGCGGGCCGCCGCGCGCCUUCCACGCGCUGCCCAAGGAGGAUCAGGCCGCAUACGAAAAGAAGCGUCUAGCGGACUACUGCCGAGUGGCGUACAAGAAGACCAAAGUGACGCGCACUGAGGUCCGCACCACCACCAUCUGUCAGAAGGAAAACUCCUUCUAUGUGGACACUGUCAGGGCUUUCAGAGACCGCCGCUACGAAUACAAAGCGCUCAACAAGAAGGCCAAGGCCAUGGUCUCCGCCGCCAUCGCCAGCGGCGACGCGGCCGAGGUGAAGAGCGCCAGGAGCCGCGAGGUGCUGUACGACUCGCUGCAGCUGGCGCACAAGUGCAUCCUCAACUCCUUCUACGGAUACGUCAUGAGGAGGGGAGCCCGCUGGCACAGCAUGGAGAUGGCGGGCAUAGUGUGCUACACCGGUGCUAACAUUAUUAUGAAAGCAAGAGAGAUCAUAGAACAGGUGGGCCGCCCCCUAGAGCUGGACACGGACGGCAUCUGGUGCGUGCUGCCGGCCUCCUUCCCCGAGACGGUCACAGUACACACCACGCACGCCAAGAAGAAACUCAACGUGUCGUUCCCGAACGCUGUGCUUAACUCUAUGGUCAAGGAUCACUUUACCAACGACCAAUACUUCGAGCUAACAAACCCUGAAGAGAAGAAAUACGAGCAGAGGUCAGAAAACUCAAUUUUCUUCGAAGUGGACGGUCCCUACCUGGCCAUGGUGCUGCCCGCUUCUAAAGAAGAGGGGAAGAGGUUGAAGAAGAGAUAUGCUGUCUUCAACUUUGAUGGCUCUUUGGCUGAGUUAAAAGGAUUCGAAGUAAAGCGGCGAGGAGAGCUGCAACUCAUCAAGAUCUUCCAGUCCUCAGUGUUCGAGGCGUUCCUCAAGGGAAACGACCUCAAAACCUGCUACGGCGCAGUGGCCAAAGUAGCCGAUUACUGGCUAGACGUACUCUACAGCAAGGGCUCAAACAUGCCCGACACAGAACUAUUCGAACUCAUCUCGGAAAACCGUUCCAUGUCCAAAAAGUUGGAAGACUACGGAGGUCAGAAGUCAACCUCUAUAUCGACGGCUAAGAGACUGGCCGAAUUUUUAGGCGACCAAAUGGUGAAGGACGCCGGCUUGGCUUGCCGCUUCAUUAUAUCGCGCAAGCCUGAGGGUGCUCCUGUAACUGAGCGGGCUAUACCGCUGGCCAUCUUCCAGUCGCCUGCGUCGGUGAAGCGCCAUCAUUUGCGGAGAUGGCUGAAGGAUUCCUCGAUAACGGAGGAUAUUGAUAUAAGAGAUGUGUUGGACUGGGCGUAUUAUAUUGAGCGGCUGAGCGGCGCUAUACAGAAGAUUAUUACUAUACCGGCUGCUAUGCAAGGGCUAGACAACCCGGUCCCGCGCGUGCAGUACCCGGACUGGCUGCACAAGAAGAUGCUCGCCAAGACGGACAAGUUCAAGACGCGCAAGAUCACCGACAUGUUCACCGCGGCGCCGCGGGGGGACCGGGAGAGGGCCGAGGGGGAGGGGGAGGGAGACGAGGAAGGGGAGACUGAGACAAUGGAGCUAGACAUGGAAGACAUCGGCAAGGACACCGCUCCCAAGCCGCUGCGUCCCAUAGUGCACACCGUGAAGAGGAAACGAGAGGAGUCACCGCCUCCCGUGGUCUACAACACGUGGAGAGAAGCUUUGGGGAAUCCACCGCCUUUUGGGAAUACUAAGGAAGAGCGCAUUGCGUGGAUACUGUUCCAGAAGAAGAAAUGGAAGUGGCAAAUGGAUCAACGCGGCACAACGAACCGAAACAAAAAAGGUAAAAUGGACAACCAUCAAACGAUGCCGCCUCCGAAGAAUGUGGGUCCCUCCAACGGUCUCGGGGGCUUCAUCAGGAGAGCUCAGCGGACCAUACUUAACACUCCGUGGCAAAUCAUACAGGUAGCAGAGACCUCCGAGCCGGGCCUAUUCAGACUAUGGGCCCUCAUAGGCAGCGACCUGCACCAGAUCAAGCUGACAGUCCCGCGCAUCUUCUACGUGAACCAGAGAGUAGCGCGCGCCACAGACAGUGAUGUUUACUGGCGCAAGUGCAACCGGAUCCUGCCUCGCUCACAGCCGGUCCUACACCUGUACCAAUAUACUGUGCCGGAAGCGCUGUACACUGCGCAUCAUGAAGAACUGAUGGCCGAGCUGUCAGCGCCAGAGAUCGAGGGCAUCUACGAGACGCAGAUGAGCCUCGAGUUCCGGGUGCUCGUGCAACUCGGCUGCAUCUGUGCUGUGGACCCGCAGGAAGCUAGGAAACAAGUGCAGUUUGGAUCAAAUAACACUGAUUCGUUCACGUUAAGCCAGUUGCAGUUCAAAAGUGUGGCUCACCAGCCGUACUUAGAGGAUCAGGAAGGCGUCUCCCCUCUAAAACACAUCUACCUAUACCAGCACGGGGCACCCCCGCCCGGGCGCAGCAUGUGGGCCCUAGUACUGGGCUCGCGUGCACAUAUCUUCGUGCUAGACACUGUCCGGACGAACCAGAUGCCUAAUUGCAACACGCUGUAUAAAGCUGAGAGGACUGCCAAAAUAAACCUCGGCACAGACGAGUCGACACUCCCGCCGGCAGACAUAGCAUGGGAGACACACAUAGAAACCGACCUCAAGCAGGUGCACCGCGGCAUCCAGCGCGCGCUGCAGCGGCACCGCGACGAGCACAAGGGACCGGCCAUCGUAGCGGCCCAGGCGCCGCGAGCAGCGUUGCAUGGGGUGCCAGGUCUAUCAGACUUCCCGAUAGUCCCCCUGCACGUGCGCGAUGUAGACACUCUGUACAACUCACUGGAGUGGCAGCGUAACGGCGCGCGCGCCAUAGUGAGGCACCUGCUCAACUUGCGCGCCAUGCUGCGCCUCACGGUGGAACAGUGCAGAUACUACCACGUGCCGAUCGGCAACCUGCCCGCCGACCCGACGCUAUUCGCCGCCGACUUGUUCUACGCGCGGCACCUGCUCAAGCACAACUGCGUGCUGUGGAGCUCCGACCGCGAGCGCCCCGACCUGGGCGGCCGCGAGACCGAUGAUAAUAGGCUAGUAAGCGAGGUGGACGAGCAGUCCGGCUGCACGCACAACGCGCCCGGCGCGUACUCCGGCGUGUGCGUGCAGCUGGAGACGGACGCGCUGGCGGUGUGCGCGCUGCUGCAGGCCUCCACCAUACUGCAGGUGGAAGGGACGAGUGUGGCCACAUGUUUUGGAGCUCAACACUCCAACAUACAAGAUAUCAUGUCUAACACCGGUUCAAACGCGUCAUUGAACUACGACGAGACGGCGCAGUGCGCGGGCGCGUUCAAGAUCCUGCGCUCCAUGGUGGCGUCGUGGCUGCGCGACGUCACGCAGUACAAGAACGUGUUCGCCGACUACCAGAUAUCACAUCUGUACAGAUGGCUAAAAACCCCGACCUCGCUACUCUACGACCCUGCUCUCCGGCGCACGCUGUACAACCUGAUGAAGAAGCUAUAUCUGCUGCUAGUGGCGGAGUUCAAGCGCCUCGGAGCCUCCAUCGUGUUUGCGGACUUCACCACCAUCCUGCUGUGCACUAAUAAAGCUUCUGUUAUGGAUGGCGUCGGCUACGUGGAGUUUGUAGUGCAGAGUAUCCGCAACAAGGAGUUGUUCCACGGCAUCGACAUCACGUACAAGCGCUGCUGGGCGCACCUGCUGUGGCUCGACGAGGCCAACCACGCCGGGAUCGAGGGUAAACUACCUCAAGGGCUGGUGGAAGUUGGGUCAUCUCAGCUACCCACGGAAUCAGAAGAUCAAAACGACGAGGAGAGCUCAAUCACCAUGCACUGGAACCUAGCGGAGUUCUUGCCCCGGACGGUGCGCGAACACUUCGUCUCCACCGUGGCGGGCUACGUCAGCGCCGCGCACAGUAGGCGCGAGGAACUGCCGGCGCUGAUCACCGGGGAACUGACACAGAAGCUGCUGCAAAUAACGGAGCGCAUAAACAGCCGCUCGCCCGUCCUCCUGCCCGGUGACAUCGCACUUCGCCCCGGCACCCGCGAGGACCUGCUCUCUGAGCAGAGCACUCCGGCAUUGAUGUUCGUUAAUGCCGUCUGCAAGGUGCUGUCGCUGGACCAGGCUAUGGAGGACCAGGUGACCCUGCUCCGGCGCAACCUGCUCCGCCUCAUCGGCAUAGGCGAGUUCUCGGCGGCGGCGCAGUGGCGGGACCCGUGCGCGUCGUGCCCGCUGGCCGAGGUCAUCUGCGCCGUGUGCAACCACUGCCGGCGGCUCGACCUGUGCCGUGAUACCCACAUGGCUGUGGACGAGAAUGAUGUGCCAGUAUGCGUGUGCCCCACGUGCGGCGCGGCCUACCCGCGCGCGGAGCUGGAGUGGAAGCUGGUGGAGGCGAUGCACCGCCGCGCCGCGAGCUCCACGCUGCAGGACCUGCUGUGCGCGCGCUGCCACCAGGUGAAACGAGAGAACCUAUCAGUAGUAUGCGACUGCGCGGGCGAGUUCAAGCUCAUGGUGCCAGUUGAGGAGAUCCGCAGCCAGCUGGCCACGUACCGCUCCGUGGCCCGCUACUACCGCAUGCCGCUGCUGCUGGAGCUCAUCGAGUUUAAUUAUAGCAAUAUGUUGGAUACAUGAUGGAAUGUGAUAUUGAUGUAGUAAUUAUGGGAUAGAUCUGUGAUGAAUGUUUUUGCGGUAAGCCAUAAAAUGCGGUAAAUGGGAACAAGAAUCUGUUCAACAUAAAAAAAAUAUGUACCUACAUCCAGAAAAGGAAGAUUCUUGUUAUAAUUUACCCAUUUUAUGGAUAUUUAUGUGUUGUUAUGUACCUAAUUAUGUAUGAUGAUCAUGUUUUUAAGUAUUAUAAUGUUUUAGUGUUAAGAAGUAAUAAAUAUCUUUUGUACUAUAUUGA